AUGAGGAUUGCUUAUCCCAACACAAUAAUCGUUUCCAUAGUGACUGAGCAUGGUAGUUUUAAAGCUAGCCCUGGAUGUGAAGAAAUAGCAGAGUGUUUGGAAGAUAAACAGGAAUUGCAUCUUCCCUUCAUCACUGCUGUCAGAUCAUACCUGACUUCAGAGAGCAGCGUAAAUCUGGCUGGGGGAGAGGAUUUCCCUGUGCAGCAGUCCAGCACAAGCCUAAGGUCCCAGCUCAGCAGGAGACUGGUUUGCUGCCAUGACUUGGUCCCAGCACCAGUGUGUCACUGUGUGCCCCAAUACGCAUGCAGGGCUCCCCUCAACCCCCUACAGUCACCAUGGAGCAUCAUAGCAAGCGAGAACUGGGCAUGUGUCUCCAACCACAAAUGCUGUACCAGGCACAGAAGGAUCGCAGGUCCAGGUUACAGAGAUCCCAGCAUCACCCAGCAUCUCCCUGAGAGUGCUGCAGGGAGAUGCUGGUCUCUCAGAAAUCAUCCUGGCUGGAAGUCAGCUGGAGGCCAGGCUAAGCAGCACUGCUGGCUCCCAGGGAUUCCUUUCCCCUCUGUCAGGAAGGACAGCGCUGAGGCCAUGCUGAGGUGGACAGAGUGGUGCUCCCCAUGCUGCCAGCCCUGCUGCAGUCAGGCUAUAUCAAACAAGUUCUUGAGCAUGUCAGAGCAACCACACCUCGCAGAACUUGCCUGGCUCUUCAGAUGCAGGAGGUAUUUAUCCCAGCUUUUGCCAGACUUCACAAAAGACUCCUGCAUGCUUCUACCCUCACGUGCCAUGGCCUGUGUGACUUGACGCCUUAAAACAGUCUCCACUACUGAUGUACCACUGGGCUUCCAACUCGAUGCUUCGGGAACAAAGCUGUCAGCUCAGGCCAAAACUGGUAAUUGGAAAACCGGAAAACCAGAAAGGAAAGGGAUGAAUGGGAACCUGAGGCAGGAACAAGAGAAGAGGCAGUGAGGAGAGAGAUGCUGGAUGAUGGUAAAGAAAGAAAGCAGAAUAGGAACCAAGCAUGGAGGCCUCCAGCCAAGCCACCCCAUGCUUCUCUCAGCCUGUCAGUGUUUGGGUUUCUCUAAACUUAGAAAAUUCCCACAAAAAGAUUUUUUUAUCUUAUCACCAAGGCUUCCAAGUGCAACCCAAACUAAGAGACAUUACAUAGAAUAAAUGCUUAAACAGUAAACCCACAGAAGUCACAA
Molecule: messenger RNA, 1199 nt
Organism: Pipra filicauda (Wire-tailed manakin)
Lineage: Eukaryota; Metazoa; Chordata; Aves; Passeriformes; Pipridae
Exons: 8
Coding region: 1-798 (265 amino acids)
Source: RefSeq, a predicted model, not a curated record